UUACUAGCUUGCCUCCCUCAUAGGUAAGCUAAUGCGGGCUAGCUAACCCAUGGAAGAAGAAGGAGCACUACCGAGGGGUUCUCUGAUAAAACGGGUCUGGUUGGGAGUUCUGAGGCGUGAUAUAGUAAGAUAACGCUAGAUACCGGAAGCCUGGGGAACGUCUUCCUGGCGGAAAACAAAAAACAAAACACCAUAGAGAGCGCUAAAUCACGGGACAGCCACAAUUACAGGUCCAACAUGGACCUGACAGAUGCAGAGCGUCCGGUAAUUACUCUCAGCCGUCGAGUUUAGCUCUCCCCGACCGCAGCUGAACCUAAACGGCGGCACGUCGGGGCGCGCUGGAGCCACGCGAAUCUUUGUUCGCGUUUUUUCAUGGGACACAGCCGUGCUUCCCCCCGCUUUUUCGUUGUUUUACCGCGGUGACAGCACCCCCCUCGGCUGGUGUCGACUGGCCACCGAGGCGAACGCAUCUUAUGGACUCCUAACAGUAGUUUUUUGGCUUUUCUGACGGUCGGUCCCCCUCUAACGGACGCGGCAGUCAUGUUUGCCGUGCGAAUCGUCACCGCAGACUUCUAUUUGCAAAGUCCCAUUAAAGACCUGGACGUCUGCUAUUCUGAAUUCAGGGAGAGCGAGGUGAAGAAAGUGCCGGUGGUUCGGAUCUUUGGAGCAACACCUGCAGGCCAGAAGACAUGCCUCCACCUCCAUGGCGUGUUCCCCUACAUCUACGUACCAUACGAUGGCAACGGCCAACAGCCGGAGCGCUACCUGCGGCAGGUGGCCUUCAGUACCGACAGGGCCCUCAACGUUGCCAUGGGAAACCCCGCCUCCAGCGUCCAGCAUGUCUUCAAGGUGGUGCUGGUCUCUGGCAUGCCGUUCUAUGGCUACCACGCUAAGGAGAAGCACUUUAUGAAGAUCUACCUGUACAAUCCUCAGAUGGUCAAAAGGGUCUGUGAGCUGUUACAAAGCGGAGCAGUGAUGAACAAAAGUUACCAGCCCCACGAGGGCCACAUCCCCUACCUGCUGCAGCUCUUCAUAGACUACAAUCUGUACGGCAUGAACCUGCUGAACUUGGGGGCUGUCAAGUUCCGCAGGGGCCAGCACAAAGAAGACGCAGCAGCGGUUCCACACCGGCAAACACCCAGCAGUCGUCCCAGCGUCAGCCCCUGGAAGAGCCCCGGCACCUCCAAGCUUGACGACAGCACCCUGGGGGGCACGUUUGUCCGCUGGGAGGAGGAGACCAUACCGUGCUCCCUGGUCCUGGAUGCGGUAGAGAAGCAGAGCACCUGUGAGCUGGAGGUCGAUGCCGUGGCUGUCGACGUCCUCAACCGCCUGGAAAUCGAAAAUCAGAUCGGCAGAAACCCGGGCCUGCAGGCCAUCUGGGAGGACGAGAAGCAGAGGAGGAGAGAGAAGAACCAGACCUCCCAGGUAGAAACCCCCGAGUCACAAGAUCGGGGGUUUGUCACUUCAACGGAAAGCGAGAAAAUCUUCAUGAAGAGAUUCAAGGAGAUUCUGAAGGAGAACGAGUUUGACGUGACACAAGGUUCGUGUGUUGGCGAGAAGGAGGACCAAGAGGAUCUUCUCGCUGAUAUGACGCUCCAUUCUGACCCCCCGACCCCCGAGGGACUGCCGUGUACACCCGCUAAUGCUGUGGAGGUGCACAGGCACUCGCAGCCAGACUCGGUGAGGAGCAGUGUUAAAAUCCCAGAGGAGGCUGUCGUUGAUGAGGAGGCCAUCCUGAGUCUUCUGGAAAACAGUCAGACCUUCCUCCCGCUCUCCCAGACAUCCAACCACUCGCCCCUGUUAGACAGCAGCCAAGACCAAGCCCUCAAUGAUUUGCUGGCAGGACUGGAGAGCGAUGGUUUCUACAGGACCCCUGUCAGACAGAACUCCCAGUCACUUCCUGGUGCCGGGAGCUACCACUGCAACAGUGAUGAGGAGGAGGCCGGGCCCGAGCUGGACAAGGUAGAGGCCGAGCUCAGCGUGCUAAUGUCACAGCGGUGGGACAACCAGCCUCCUGAGAACUCGCCCUCACCAAGGCCUGGUUUGAAGGAGCCUGAAGACUGCUCAAGUGACGAGCAGCAGGAGUCCUCUGAAGAAGACAUGGAGUGGUGUGGGAAUAACUCUCUGUUCGCCAACCUGUCCAUCCCCCAGCUCGAUGGAGCCGCAGACGAGAGCAGCGAUUCCUCCUUAACGGACAGUGGCUCCAGGACCCAGUCUUCUCUCAUAGCCACAGAAAAGAUGCUCGGGAAAAACAACCCCUUCUCCAUGGAGACGGUUCACUUGGAGCCACCUUUGCCAGCGAAGCUCCUUCUUGAGUGCAAACACCUUGAGCACAGACCAGUUAAUGUGCUUGACACAGAGAAACCACUUGACAUGCACUUUCAAUCAAAAAGCAGCCAGGACAGUUCAACAGGGUUCAAGUUUAAUAAAGAAAUCCCCUACAUCCUGCCAGUCAAACAUCCCAUCCCCUGCAAGUUACCUAGUCACCCUGAGGUGUCUCCUGUCAACGUAGACAAACAAGACAUACGGCCCAUGUACACCUAUGACAAGAAAGCCUCCAUAACUUUGGAUAAGACAGAUCUAGAAAGUUUUCCAUUUGGUAACGGAAAGGUAACCAAAAACGGGAAGUACAGCAGCAUAAAGAAUGUGGAAACAAACUGUCUGUCCAUCCUUCAGAAUCACAGGGCCUUCUCUCUCUGUUACUCAGAGCUGAGAAACUGUACAACUAAGACAGAGCUGGAGCUGAGCCAUAAGGACAGUAAAAACCCUAUCCUGAGGAACAUCUCAGUCCCGUCACCCAUGGUAGAGAAUGAGUUUCUUGAUCCUCAGCAGGAAGAAAUGGGCCAGGACAGUGAGGAGGGAGAUGUUGGUGAACUUAAAAUCAGAUACGAGGACUAUCAGGAAAAUAAGACCGAGAGGACAAUAGUGGCCCAGCAGGAAGCACAUUAUAAGUUCUUCCCUAGUGUCAUCCUUUCCAACUGCUUGAGUAGGAAGAAAGCUGGGAGCAAAAAGCUGGCUGAUCCCUGCAGCACACUUGAACAGGCCCAGCCUCGUAGAUCUAGGCUAAAAGUUUGUAAAAAGAGGUUGGGAAUGGCAGGGCAGAGAAACAAAUUAAACACAGUUGAAAGCUCCGCCUCUGACAGCCAGGUUUGCACCGGCCUCACCUCAACCACACCUGCUUGUCCAGUGACAUCAGACACCGAGAUGCCAGCUUUGGAGGAUAAGUCAAUAGAAGAGUCUGCGCCAAUUCAAGAUGGGCCAUUAAUGGAGGGAAAGCCAAUCACGGAGACGGAGCCUGAAAGUGAGGAGAGGUCUGUAAAUGAACAGACCGAACCACUUUCAGAGCCCCCGGCCACUACCGUUGCCAGUUUUUCUGAAGGACCUAAAGUCUCUGCAGAGCAAAGGUUAGGUCCAUUACACGAUAUAUCAGCUAAGGUCACCUGUACUAAACCUUCAGCACUGCCUGGUAGUAAAUACACCCUGAGGACCAAACGGAAGAUGAUCUAUGACAGCGAGGAUGGGGAAUACUUAAAUGUCACUCAUUCUAAGACGACAGCCUCCGUCAAAGAGCGAUUAAAGGACCCCACUGUCCCCAGUGGGCAGGAAGCAAAACACCAGAAACGUCGGAAGAAGGAACCCCCUAUCAUUAUUAAGUACAUUAUUAUUAACAGGUUUAAAGGACAGAAAAACAUGCUGGUGAAGAUGUCCAAAGUGAAUUCAGAGGAGAAGUUGGUGUUGCUGACGCCAGACAAGCUACAGCAGUACAAUCAACUAGCCCCUCUUAAGGAUUUCUGGCCCAAGUUGCCAGAAUCCAGUGCCGUCAAGUUUCCCAUAACUGAGCCAAAGGCCAAAAAACAGCCCAAAAGAAAGGUAAAGGUCAGCCCCACAAAUAAGAAAACAGUCGGCAACUCCGCAAAACCUCGGGUAAGACAGGUUGAUAGGGUCAGAAGGACUAAAGGCUGUCAGAGAGGCCCAAUUCUACCCUCCUUACCUCCCCCUCGGCCAUGUUACUGUGAGCUUACUAAUGACCAUGACGUUGAGUAUACUGAUGUCAUGGAAGAGUUGGGCUACCUCUCUGAUAGAUCCCCGAGCCCCACACACUCAACACCCCCUCGUUGUUGGUCACCAAGUGACCCUCUGAUGGACAGUAUGAGUUCAGAACACAUGAUAAACCCACUCAGUGACCCAUGUCUUAGUUCUGCUUUUCACAAGCCGCACACAGUGUCUUCAACCAAAGGAGCACAAAAGAAACGUCAAACUGCCAAAGCGAAGAAAUCCAUAGACACUAAAAGGAAAGUAGGCAGGUCUGUUAUUAAGUCUCGGGAGGAAGAGAAUCCCAAGAAAGAGAAAUUAAGACAAAAGAGUGGUGCUGCCCAAAAACAGCAGAAAAAGGCUAAAGAUGGAGCUGAAGGCACCAUCAGCAGUUCUACAACCACCGUAAGACCUCGAAAGUCUCGCAAAAAAAAGACUGAGGAACCCAAAAGCCAUGACUCAAGUAAAGACAUCUCCCAGCUCCUUUUCCCAGAGGAUGAGUUACCUCCUUCCCAGAGUUUCUCUCAAUACGUCCCUCCAUUUCAGCAGCCAGCGAGCACAGAUGGCAACACCAAUGGCAGUUCCCAACCCGCAUCAAUAUUAGCCUCUAACUCAGUAGACCAGUCUAUAGAACCAAAGGUUGAGGACUGUGAGACUUCCAUCAUGGAAGUCAACCAAAGCUUUUCGUCACCGGUUCAGCUGAAGCAACAAGGUUGCCAGACCACUGUAGUAAAGGCAGAGGCUUCACAAGAGGAGUGCACAGCUCCUCCACCUCCUUUGGCUGGUAGACCCUUACUGAAAAACAGUAAAGAUUCCCAAUUAGCAGCAGCCUUCCCACACUCAGGCCCUAAAAACGGGGACAUCACCACUCUCCAUGAGACCCCCUCUGGCUUGACUGUCCUCAAGCAGCUUCUCCAGAAAAGGCAGCUGGGACAGGCUCUUCCUCUACAAGUGGUUGGUACAGACAGCCACUUCACUGCCAUAGCUCAGGCCACAGUGCUACUUGAUCCCACAACUAAGCCAGCUAAUCCCAAGAGAGCUCCCUCCACCGCUCCUCGAAAACCCAGGGCCCCAAAAUCUACUCCCAAGGACAAAAAGCCCAGAAUCAAGAAAGGCAAGGCAAGCAGCACUCAGCCAAAUCUAUCAGAGAAGCAGGAGGGCAAAAUGGCGGAUGAUUGCCCCCUCUUCCUGUCAGAUCCAGGCCUUGAUAGCUGCAACUUCAUAGAGGACAGCUUGUCACCAGAGCUCCCACACAACUAUACCUUUGAUAUAAAUGCCAUUGAUCAGACGGAGUUCUCCAGCCCAUACAGUGGCAGUCAGUUUGUCCUGACUGAUAAAAAUUUACCAGUUAAGUUCCUGAGUGAUGUCAGCCAGGAAGCUGUAUCCGCUCCAGCACUGGGCUUUCAGAAGAAACGUGAUAGGCGGUUGGAUUCUGGGGAGGAGUUUCAAAGAGGCUCUGACUGGCACAAAGCAGGGCCCAUCAGCCCUGACCUCUUUGACAAACCCAAGAACGGGGAGUCUGACUCAAAUCACCUCGCCUUCCUUGACUCAGAGAAAAUCCAAAGCAGAGAGUGGGACUUCUCUUUAGGUAAAGCCCAUACACUGAGCCCCUUUCAAGACUUCCACUGUGAGAGAAAAGAGCUGCUCUUUUCCGUCUUUGAUCCUGUCCUGCCUUUGCCUUUAAGCUCUGCGUCAUUUGUUGAGCAUGAGGGCUCACCAACAGGAGAGCUUCUGGAGGGCAUUGAUGGACUAUCGUCCAGUAGCUCUCCGCGCUCCAUCAGCUCACUGUCCCAGGUGCGGGCGAGCCAGCUGCUGCGGGCAGCAGGAGGCGGAGCCCACAUCCUCAAGCCCCUCAUGUCUCCUCCAAGCCGGGAGGAGAUCCUCAGCACUCUGCUGGACCUGGAGAUGUCGGAGGCCACCUUCCAGGAGCCCUUCUGCAGCAACCCCUCUGAUGUGCCAGGGAAACCAAUGGAGGUCGGCGGCCGAAAGUUAACAGUGCGCACUAGGUUGGCUAAGGAGCUUGCGGAGUUCAGUGGAGACCUGUCUUUGGAGGGUCUCCAUUUUUGGAAAACAGCCUUCUCAGCCAUGACACACCCUGCCAUCACUAUUACCUCAUGUUCCCAAGUCCAGGGAGCUGAAGCCUCAGAAGCAAGUAAGGAGCACCAGUCCUCAGCCGGUGACAAGAAGGUCAUCCUUCUGCCCUGUAAAAACCCACCAGGCAGAGAGCGUGUGCAGCUGUGGCUGGAAGCCAGGAAACAGUACGAUAGUUUACAAAAAGGGCUGAGAAGCAGGAAGAGCCCACAAAGAACUGAGCAGCCAGCUGCUUCCAGCUGUCCAGAAGUAAAGGUUGAGCUGGCGAAAAGACUCUCCAGCAUCAGGACCCAAAGGAGAAAGAAAUGCAACCUGUCCCUAAUAAUAUCUCCCAUGAGGAAUACAGGCUCUCAUUGUAAAUCCACAGAGGUGAGUCCAGUUUCAGAUGAAGGCGGUCUGGAUUUUGAGCAGGAGGGUGGAGAAAAACAUUAUGAUGACGAUACCACCUCUCCAGAGUCCCCGGAGCUGCCUACCUGGCAGCAGUCUUGCCAGUCCAGCCCCUUAGGGCCGGACCGGCUCAGUGAAAACAGGCAAAACUCUCCAGAACCACUGUCACCUCGGCUUUCGGACUCCCUGGAGAGACUGGGGGAAGAGGCGGGGACUGGUCCUCUCCACCUUCACAGCACCCCCUUUUUAAGGAGAAGGCGGAGAAGCAAGGAAGAUCCAGAGCCAGUGUGCAGCACGCCCAUAUCUGAGGAGGAUGCCAAUUCUCAGAGACUCCAGCAGAGAAGGAGAAGCCAAGCGGACCCACUGAGAAGAGUGUUACUGACCACACAGAUGAAGAACCAGUUUGCUGCUUUGAAUGUGCCAAAGAAAGAUAACUCUCAGAUUGAAGGGCCCAGCAUAGCCAACUCUUACGGCUUCAAAAUCAGCAUGCAAAACCUGCAGGAUGCCAAAGCUCUGCAUGAGGUCCAGUACCUUACACUGAUGGCCAUGGAGCUCCAUGCAAGAACCCGACGGGACCUAGAGCCUGACCCUGAGUUUGACCCCAUAUGUGCCUUAUUCUACUGCCUCAGUUCUGACGCUCCCCUGCCAGACAUAGAAGGCACCCAGCUGACGGGUGCCAUCGUGGUGGACAAAGACCACCAAAGUUGUGACCCAGCAGGUCACGGAGUAGCCGCGCCCCUGCUGGUCAGGUCGGGCGUCUCUGGGCUGCAGGUGACGUACGCCGCUGAUGAGAAGGUGCUGUUUCAGGAGCUGAUCGCCAUCAUGAGGAGGUUUGACCCAGACAUCCUGGUGGGGUAUGAGGUGCAGAUGCGUUCGUGGGGCUACCUCCUCCAGCGGGCCGCAGUACUGGGAGUGGACCUGUGUCAGCAGCUGUCACGAGUGCCAGGUGACUCCAAAGAGAACCGCUUCGCUGCAGAGAGGGAUGAGUACGGCGCCGACACCAUGACUGAGAUCAACAUCAUCGGACGCAUCACUCUCAACCUGUGGAGGGUGAUGAAAACUGAGGCGGCGUUGAACAACUACACUUUUGAGAACGUGGCCUUCCAUAUCCUCCACCAGCGCUUCCCCCUGUACAGCCCCCGCACACUGUCCGACUGGUUUGACCACAACACCCACCUCUACAGGUGGAAGAUGGUGGACCACUACGUGAGCCGUGUUCGCGGCACCAUGCAGCUUCUUCAGCAGCAUGACAUCAUCGGCAGAACCAGCGAGCUGGCCCGAGUGUUCGGGAUUCAGUUCUUUCACGUUCUGACCCGAGGAUCACAGUACCGUGUAGAGUCCAUGAUGCUACGUGUGGCCAAGCCGUUGAACUACAUCCCUGUGACACCCAGCAUGCAGCAGCGAGCCCAGCAGCGGGCGCCGCAGUGCAUUCCCCUUGUGAUGGAGCCGGAGUCGCGCUUCUACAGCAACUCAGUGGUUGUACUGGACUUCCAGUCGCUCUAUCCCUCCAUCGUCAUCGCGUACAACUACUGCUACUCCACCUGCCUCGGCCACGUGGACAGCCUGGGAACGCCUGAUGAGUUUAAGUUCGGCUGCACCUCCCUGCGGGUUCCUCCGGAGCUCCUCUACCAGCUCCGCAACGACAUCACAGUGUCACCCAACGGCAUAGCCUUCGUCAAGUCUUCAGUGCGUAAAGGCGUCUUGCCCAGCAUGCUGGAGGAAAUCCUGAACACGAGGAUCAUGGUGAAGCAGUCGAUGAAAACGUACAAGCAGGACAAGGCUUUGAUGAGGCUGCUGGACGCCCGGCAGCUCGGGCUCAAGCUCAUUGCCAACGUCACCUUCGGCUACACCGCCGCCAACUACUCUGGCCGCAUGCCCAGCGUGGAGGUUGGGGACAGCAUCGUCCACAAAGCCAGAGAGACCCUGGAGAGAGCCAUCAAGCUGGUCAAUGACACUAAGAAAUGGGGAGCGCGUGUUGUGUACGGAGACACAGACAGCAUGUUUGUUUUGCUGAAGGGAGCCACCAAAGAGCAGGCCUUCAAGAUCGGCAACGAGAUCGCUGAGGCAGUGACUGCAACCAACCCCAAGCCCAUCAAGCUCAAGUUUGAGAAGGUGUACCUGCCCUGCGUGUUACAGACAAAGAAGCGCUACGUUGGGUACAUGUACGAGAGCCUUGACCAAAAGGAGCCCGUGUUUGACGCCAAAGGGAUCGAGACAGUGCGCCGUGACAACUGCCCCGCUGUUUCCAAGAUUCUGCAGCGGUCCAUUAAGCUGCUGUUUGAGACUCGGGACAUCAGCCAGGUGAAGCAGUUUGUGCAGCAUCAGUGCGUGAAGAUUCUGGACGGCCGGGCCAGCAUGCAGGACCUGACCUUUGCCAAAGAGUACCGGGGCAGCACGUCAUACCGGCCCGGAGCCUGCGUGCCUGCCCUGGAGCUCACCAGGCGUAUGAUGGCGCACGAUCGUCGCCUGGAGCCCCGCGUGGGCGAGCGGGUGCCCUAUGUGAUAGUGUACGGGAUGCCUGGCGUGCCCCUCAUCCAGCUGGUGCGUCGGCCCAUGGAGGUGCUGCAGGACCCCGGCCUCCGCAUCAACGCCACCUACUACAUCACCAAGCAGAUCCUGCCGCCGCUGGCCCGCAUGUUCCAGCUGAUCGGAGUGGAUGUGUUCAGCUGGUACCAGGAGCUCCCCAGGAUCCAGAAGGCGUCCUGCUCCUCGGCGGUGGGCGCAGAGGAAGUGGGAAGGAAGGGAACCAUUUCCCAGUACUUCACCACGCUCCACUGCCCAGUGUGUGACGAGCUGACCCAGCUGGGCGUGUGCUCGCAGUGCCGCGCUGAGCCGCAGCGAGUCGCCGUGACACUCAACCAGGACAUGAGACAGUGGGAGAGUCAGCAAGACCAGUUGUUGAAGAUCUGUAGGAACUGUAGCGGCUGUGCAGAGCGCCAGGUAUCUUGCGUGUCACUGGACUGUCCCACCCUCUACAAGCUGUCCCAGGUCAACAGACAGCUCUCCAAGGCCCCCUACCUCCGACAGCUGCUGGAGCAGUUCUGAUUGGCUCCUGAACCCCGGAGCUCCCCGCUGAUUUGGUGCUAAUCGCUGUCCCCCACCCCUCAUCUCAGUGUUAGAUUGUCCACUCAGUUGUAAUAGUAAUAAAAAUGGUGCUUCGAUUGAACCAUGCUGGGUUUUCAUUCUGUCUUGUAACUGUUAUUUGUUAAACAAGUGUUUCUCUGUGCAGACUGUCUGCUUUGAGCCUCCUGUGGGGAGUGUGACCUCACCCCCCACCCAGGGCUCAUGUGUGUGUGUCUUCAUGCUUGUUUGCUGCCAUCUCAAUAAGCUGCUACAGGCUGAGUGAAGCUGAUGUCUUUGGAGACACAGCGGCAGACGGCCUGUCCAAGAACUGAGCGCAGUCCGAUCAAGGAUGACUUGUUGUAUCUUGUACCCGCUGUAGCAGUUUAAAGUCAAAUCUCAAGACAAACCACUAAUUGACUUCUUCAUUUUUAUAUCGACUGCAGUCUUUUUGUAAAAUAGUUCCUGUAUAGCUCCUUGUAUAAUCUCACUGUGCAUUAUCAUUAAAAGAACUACAGCUCCGGCCAUUAAUGCAAUCAAAUCUGUUUAAUGAAGUCUGUUUAAGGAUGCCAUUUUUCUUGAUUGUAUUGAUGUUCAUUAUCUACAGAGUGUGUAAACUGGAAACUAAGUUUUCUAAAAAUCUGGGACUGUUGCAAUACUGUAUUUUGAUAAUUUAUGUCAUGGUCUAUCGUUUCCCAGUGCAUAUAUGGUUUUGUGUGCAAAAAGUCAUCAAACCGCGUCAAGAUCCAAUCUUCAAUCUCCAUACAAUCUCCAUACAGCUGUACACAGAAUCUGUGUAUUUUUAUAAAUGUAAAAAUAAAGGUGUUUUUUUUGUUUGUUUUUAAUGGACAUUGCUGUGGGUGGAGGUUUGAGAUUGAUAUAAUAAAAAGUCAAUGUAUUAAAA
Molecule: messenger RNA, 10474 nt
Organism: Etheostoma cragini (Arkansas darter)
Lineage: Eukaryota; Metazoa; Chordata; Actinopteri; Perciformes; Percidae
Gene: rev3l
Product: REV3 like, DNA directed polymerase zeta catalytic subunit
Exons: 32
Coding region: 541-9555 (3004 amino acids)
Biological process (GO): double-strand break repair via homologous recombination; error-prone translesion synthesis
Cellular component (GO): nucleus; zeta DNA polymerase complex
Molecular function (GO): DNA-directed DNA polymerase activity; nucleotide binding; DNA binding
Source: RefSeq, a predicted model, not a curated record